AUGCCCCGGGAAGGAAAGGCGAUUGAAUAUUUUCGGAAAUCGCAAAAAACCGUUGAGACCGAGCAACUUUUGCUCGCCAAGUUCUUGGAGGCGAAUCCCGACGUGCUGAGCACACUCAGAGGGAACGAACAGAUCGUCAUUAGGUUCAAAGACACACGAUGUGCGUUCACAAAGAUUUUCGAGAUAAAUUGGUGUCAAAUUGUUACUUUUUUUUCGGUUGUGCUGAAAAUGCUCGAAUUUUGGUGUUUGAACGCUGAAAAUGCUCGUACUUACGUGCUUUUUCAUUUUCUACACUGAUUUUGAAGAAAAUGUUGCGUUUUCACGAAAAUUGCAAUGUUUUCUUCUUCAAACUCAACAUUUUACAGUCUGCGGACCGUCGCCCGAAUGCGGUUUCACGGAGAUUCGUCAGGACUCGAAAAUGCUCGGAUACAUUGAAAAUGCGGACGGAACGGAGCCAGCGAAACCCGUCGGAAUGCCGAAAAACGAUGCGGCGAUGAAGAAGGUGUUGUUGCGCAUGGAGUACACGGAAUUUCUGAAAAAGUUUCCGCCCGAUUCGAUUUAUCUGCAAAAAUUCGACAUUCAACGCGUCAUCGAGUUUCUGAAUCGAGAGCCGCGGGCCGGCGAAAUUGCGAACGUCCAGCAGUUGAACGAAAUGAGGGAGAGGCUCCAUUUGACGAUUGAAGAGGUGCCCGCACUUAUCGGUAAGCAACAGAUGGAAGAGAAAAACACUAGUCCCCCGGCCAUGUCGAUUUACGGGCAUUUUUCCAAAAAGCAAUCGGUUUUCUACUGCUUAGCCAAUCGGGUUUCAAAAUGUUCUGAGAAAACGGAAAAGCACACCUGAAUUAUCGAUUUUUCAGACCUGCUGCCGAGAGACGUGGCAAGAGUAUACGCGGGAGCGCUCUGGCCGUCGCAUCACGCCUACGUAAAAGUGGCGAUAAUGCACUUCAACAUCAAAAUGCGCGCAGAGUUGCAAGACAAGUGCGUCGAGAUGCGGCGAUGGAAGAGACCGGUCGGAUACGUGUCGCCGCCGCUGUUCAGAGUGCCGGCUCCGAGAUGGCCGCGCAAAUCACCGAACAAGCAGAUUGAGACAGAUCCGGACAAGAUGUCGUUGUCGCCGGAACCGGAAUCGAAAGUGUCGGAAGUAAAGCGGGCGGGACUGCCGAGUCCGGAGGGAAAGAAACGAGUGGUUUUGAAGGAACCGCUGCGGCCGGAGGAGCUCGAGUUUCGGACGCCGACUGGAUUGUGGCAGCAGCAACCGACGCGGCCGGACCAGCAGUCGACGUCGUCUCAACCAAUGGGAUCGUCGCGGCAGCCGUUGUCGCCGCCGCUGCGUCCGGAUGAGGACGUGUUCCAGAGAGCGAUGAGAUUGGCGCAGCAGACCAAGUCUCAACCGAAAUCUACCCGACACUUAUGA
This is a messenger RNA of Caenorhabditis sp. 36 PRJEB53466, 1414 nucleotides long. NCBI's taxonomy places the organism in Eukaryota, Metazoa, Nematoda, Chromadorea, Rhabditida, Rhabditidae. The record is from the annotation of a GenBank genome assembly.